AUGAUGUCGAUGUUUGUGGUUCAAAUCGAUGGAUGUCAAGGAUCAUCGGGUGGAUGUUGUCAACGACAGCCGCCACCAACUGUGGUGAGUUCAACUAAAUCCCAACUUUGAACCCAAAAAAUCUACCAGGUUCAAUGCGGUGGUCAACAAGGUUGUCAACAAGGUUACGGUUGCGGACAAUAUGGUUGCGCGAAGCGAAAAGCUUUUGCUGGCUUGACUCAUCGAAUCGACGGAGUUCUCGUGGACAACAAUCAAGAAGAACAAGCUCAUUUGGCUGAUGCAAGUCAAGCACUUCGAGCUGAACAAGUUCAUCGACAAAAUAUAUCAAUGGAAAGAUUGAUGAAUCCGAAUUUCAUAUUUCAUUCUUGCUGUGAAGCUAGAGGUUUACCUGAUUCGUGUUUGAAACAUUGCCAUUUUAACACUUAUAAUUCAGAUGUGGUGGGUUAGAAGGGAAAGUGGAACUGGGGGAGUACUGAUUUGAGAAAUUGCAGCUCGAGUCAAUGUUCCAUAAAACCGACGAAUGUCCAAUUGAGGCAAUUAAUGAAAUACAUUAUUGUGCAGCUCAAGGAAUAGAUCACAGUCCGGUAAGAUAUUGGGCUCAACUAGGUUUCAUCGGAAACUGGAAGCUUCGGAAUUCCGAUUCCGAAUAGCCCUGGACUCAACUAAACCGAAUGUGACCCGAAACUCCCAACACAUUCCUGAACCCAAAUAAAUUUCAGUGUUGUGCCACAUCAGGUGUCAGUGAUACUUCAGCUGGCGAUAAAUGUCUCGCUUUCUGCGAUCAACGACCAAAUCAGUAAGAGGCAUACCGUACUUCUCUCUCUCUCUCUAAAUUCUAAUUUUUCUUCUUCUAGAUUCACACCAAUCGAUAUUUCAUAUCUUCCAUGUUUGGAUGUUUUUGAGGACAUGAAAAAGUGCUUCUUCUUCGAGAUCAAGUAAUUUUCCAUUUUUCAAAAGUUUUCAGAUUGAAACUAAACAUUUUCAGACGGCGAGCGCAGAAAAAAUUCGGAUCAAAAUCAAUGUUGUCUUCUGCUUCCAAUGGCGAAGGUGGAUUUUUCUAA
Molecule: messenger RNA, 1061 nt
Organism: Caenorhabditis angaria
Lineage: Eukaryota; Metazoa; Nematoda; Chromadorea; Rhabditida; Rhabditidae
Source: the annotation of a GenBank genome assembly